UGCGAAUGCUGGCAGCGAUUGAUUCUCAAGAAGUGUCAUUCUCACUGCCACGAGUCACGCAUGUGUAUUAUAGACAAUGGCUGGUUUACAAAAGAACAAAACAUCCAUUCAGUAUGGACAGGGUCCCUCCAAAUGCACCUGUGCGUCAGUGAGUCAGCGAAUGGCGACGGGGAAUGGACACACGCGCUCACUUGAAAAACAACCGAGGCGGCCACGUCCAUUCACCCAUCCGUCCACCCCAUGAGCCCGUCUACAAAAAACUACUGUUCUUGCUCUAUACACAUUCAGAUCAGCCCCAGGCACCCACACUGCACUUAGCAGCCGGGCAGGAACCAGAGGAGGCUGCAGAAGAAGCCCGCCGGCCCACCAUCGCCCAUCCCGGGAGGCGAAGGGAACGGCGGGGCGAAGCCAUCGGCACCAAAGCCACCACCAUAGUCGCCUGCAGCUGAUGGCCCACCGUAUGAUGGCGAAGCGUACGAUGGCGCACCACUGUAGGGCUCGUCGGCAGUGAGGUCCCCUCCUCCCACUGUCUGAUGGCCGCCUGUCCACGCACUCCGGUCCUGGCUGUAGGAGGGGUAGGGGUUGGUGUUGGGUGCAGUGUCGUAGCCAUAGCCAUUGCUGGGGUAGACCACCUCGCCUGUGUCGCGGUUGAUUGGCCGCCUUCGCCGCCUGGGGGGGAGGCCGAAGCCCUCGGGGGCUGCUGUCACCUCAGCCGCCGACGACUCCUCGGCUGACGACGACUCCUCCUCGGUGGACGACGUUUCCUCUUUGGUGCAGUCGUCCAUGGGGCCGCCUAGUUGAACGUAGCCAUCCCAGCACACACAGCUUCGCUCCAUCGUUGACUCGUCAUACUCACACCUGCAACAUCACAAACAGAAUGUGGGCACUGUGUGUGUGGUAUCAUGAUGUGGCGAGCCGGCGUGCUCUCACGUGCUGAAUUCGCCACACGGGUCAGGGGAGCAGGGGUCCUCGGCGUCCUCACUCGACGGCUCCUCCGCCUGCUCACUGUCCGGCGGAGGCAAGACGCCUGACACUUCAGAUGCGUCGCCUUCGCUGCUGCCUUCGGUUUCUUCCUCCUCUUGCUGCAGCCGCCGUUGGAUGAGCGAUAUCGAUGGCACUGCCGAGAUGGAUGGCAGGAUGAGGCCCAUGACGGCGAGCGCCAGGCAGAGGGUGGACGUGGAAAGACUCCUCAUGCCCACUCUGCUCACUCGGAGAUGCGAUAGACAAUACAGAUGAAGCCGCGGACGGUGAUGCGAUGACUCAGAGGAAGGAGUCAGAUGAGAUCGCUGCGAUUGAUGAGUGGGAUGAUGCGAUGGUACGUACGGACGUACGUUGAGCGACUCAGCUGGGAAAAAGGAUUCGGAUUGGGGGAAAAGGGGGGAAGGGGGGAAGAGAAUCCCUCAAACCCUACUUGAGAGAGCGUGAAUUUGCGUGUUCUCCCCGCCGUCUAUGGCCCUUGUCAUUCGCUUGGGUCUUGUCUAUCGUGUCACAAUUCGUGUCUGUCUGUCUGUCUGUCUGUCACGGUAGUCAGUCAGUUUCAAAUGUGGUCACACAGACCGCCUCAACUCAUGGUUUGUCCAUGCCUCUGACGCAUCGGAACUGUAAGAAUAGGUGGGAGAGAGUCGGGGAGAAUGGUGAAGAGAGGAUCUGCCGGGCGGUCAGUCCCGGAUAAAGGAUUAAGUCAAUGCAACGUAAGGUCUG
Molecule: messenger RNA, 1701 nt
Organism: Vitrella brassicaformis
Lineage: Eukaryota; Vitrellaceae
Source: the annotation of a GenBank genome assembly